Molecule: messenger RNA, 4780 nt
Organism: Eptesicus fuscus (big brown bat)
Lineage: Eukaryota; Metazoa; Chordata; Mammalia; Chiroptera; Vespertilionidae
Gene: ALG10
Product: ALG10 alpha-1,2-glucosyltransferase
Exons: 3
Coding region: 123-1559 (478 amino acids)
Biological process (GO): protein N-linked glycosylation; dolichol-linked oligosaccharide biosynthetic process
Cellular component (GO): endoplasmic reticulum
Molecular function (GO): dolichyl pyrophosphate Glc2Man9GlcNAc2 alpha-1,2-glucosyltransferase activity
Source: RefSeq, a predicted model, not a curated record
UCAGUCCCCCUCCGGCCAGUCCCGCCUUGCGCGCCCAUUUCGAUCACGAGUUUCAAGCCCGACUCUCCGGGCUCGGGGAAGCCGGCCCAGCUUUUGCAGGACUGCGUCCCCGGGCGGCGGCCAUGGGGGCGGGGGCGGCGCCGCUGGAGGGUUACUACUUCUCGGCGGCCCUGAGCUGUACCUUCUUAGUGUCCUGCCUCCUCUUCUCCGCCUUCAGCCGGGCGCUGCGGGAGCCCUACAUGGACGAGAUCUUCCACCUGCCGCAGGCGCAGCGCUACUGCGAGGGCCACUUCUCCCUCUCGCAGUGGGACCCCAUGAUUACUACGUUGCCUGGCCUCUACCUGCUGUCGGUCGGGGUGGUCAAACCUGCCCGUUGGAUCUUCGGAUGGUCUGAACAUGUUGUCUGCUCCAUCGGAAUGCUCAGAUUUGUGAAUCUUCUCUUCAGUGUUGGCAACUUCUAUUUACUGUAUUUGCUUUUUCGCAAGGUACAACCCAGACACAAGGCUGGCUCAAGUGCCCAGAGGAUCUUGUCAACAUUAACCCUAGCAGUAUUUCCUACGCUCUAUUUCUUUAACUUCCUUUACUAUACAGAAGCAGGAUCCAUGUUUUUCACUCUUUUUGCCUAUUUGAUGUGUCUUUAUGGGAAUCAUAAAACGUCAGCCUUGCUUGGAUUUUGUGGCUUCAUGUUUCGUCAGACAAAUAUUGUCUGGGCUGUCUUCUGCGCAGGAAACGUCAUCGCACAAAAGUUAACGGAAGCUUGGAAAACUGAGCUGCAAAAGAAGAAGGAAGAGAGGCUUCCCCCAAUCAAAGGACCGUUUUCAGAAUUCAGGAAAAUUCUUCAGUUUCUUUUGGUUUAUUCCAUGUCCUUUAAGAACUUGAGUAUGCUUCUCAUCUUGACUUGGCCGUACAUCCUCCUACUGUUUCUGUUUUGUGCUUUCGUGGUAGUUAACGGUGGGAUUGUUGUUGGCGAUCGGAGCAGUCAUGAAGUCUGUCUGCAUUUCCCCCAGCUCUUCUAUUUUUUCUCUUUCACUCUCUUUUUUUCCUUUCCUCACCUACUCUCUCCUAGCAAAGUGAAAGCUUUUCUUUGCUUAGUUUGGAAACGUAGAAUUCAGUUUUUUGUGCUCACUUUAGUCUCUGUAUUUUUAGUUUGGAAAUUCACUUACGUUCACAAAUACUUAUUAGCAGAUAACAGGCAUUACACUUUCUAUGUGUGGAGAAGAGUUAUUCAGAGAUAUGAAAUUGUGAAAUAUUUGCUAGUUCCCGUCUAUAUAUUUGCUGGUUGGAGUAUAACUGACUCAUUGAAGUCAAAGUCCGUUUUCUGGAACUUAAUGUUUUUCAUAUGCUUAGUUGCUGUUAUAGUGCCUCAGAAACUGCUAGAAUUUCGUUACUUUAUUUUACCUUAUGUUAUUUAUAGGCUUAACAUACCGCUGCCCCCAAUAUCUAGACUUGUUUGUGAAUUAGUUUGCUAUGCAGUUGUUAAUUUCAUAACUUUUUAUAUCUUUCUGAACAAGACUUUUCAGUGGCCAAAUAGUCAGGAUACUCAGAGGUUUAUGUGGUAAUAUCACAGAUACCUUGAACUCUCAAAUAGAUUUCCACAUUUCCACAUGAGCAACUGAACAGGUGAAAAUUAUGAACUUUCUUUUAGGCACAGUGGUGAUCCUCCGAUCACUUCAGAUGUUUUAUUUUUAAACAUCGGCUGUAUGUGUUUUAAACAUAUAUAACAAAUCCAAGGGAAUUAAGUGGUAAAAAACUUAGAAACAUUUAAGACUUGCUCCAUAAGCCUGAGCAAUACUGGGAAAAUAAAAUUGUUUACAAUUAUCUCAUGAUAACACUUUUGUACUGCUGGCCACUCAAAAAGCUUGGGAACUUUUUAUAGAUACAAGUUUAAGAAAAUUGGGCAUGCAUUGUAAUACUGGAACUUAUGUAUUAGUUCUCAAAAAGCAAUAGUAGACAGAAUAUUUGAAAACUGUUUGCAAAUGAUCAGGCAAUAUUCUUGAUUGAAAAGUUGCUUAACAUUUCAGUAAAUAUAAUUUUAAUCAUAAGGCAAAAUAGACUCACAUCGAUAGUAAGUGUUAGACAUUCCAGGCUCAUCUUUGUCUACCCAUGAUUGAAGUUACUGGUUUUGGUUAAAAAUCUAGGAAUGAUGAAGCUCUUUCCCUAAUUUCUAAUGUGAACUAUGUGAUGGCCACAGAUAAAUUGUGUUGAUGAUAAUACCUUUAAAAAGGGGUUUUCUUUUUGGAAUAUGUUACUGUACUAGUUUUCUGUGGUUGCCGUAACAAAUUACCACGAACUCUGUGGCUUAAAAAUAUUUCUCACAGUUCUGGGGGCCAUAAAUCUCAAAUUAUGGUGUCGGCAGUCUUGGUUCCGUCUGGAGGCUCCGGGAGAACCACUCCCGUGCCUCUCUCCUGGCUUACGGUGGCUCUCUGCAGUCCUUGCUGUCCUCGGACAUAGAUGCAUCACUGCAGUCUCUCUGCCCUUAUCUUGACACGGCUUUCCCAACUGUCUUCUCUUCUUUAUCUUACAGGGACAAUGCCGAUGGCCUCAUGAUGACAGUAUUAAUUCAGUUAUACCAAUGGCGACCCUUUUUCCAAAUAAGAUCACGUUUACAGGUUCCAAGCAGGCAUGUCUUUUUGUGGGGCACUUCAACCCACUAAAGUUACCAAAGGAGAUUUUAGGAUAAAUUUCAUAAAAGUAUAGGAUAUAAUUUCUUUGCUGAGAUAGUUGAAAUAAAAUUUUAAUCUUUACUGAGAGGUUAAAAACACUAACUUUCAAGGCCAAAUAUAAAACUAAAGGUAACUGGUAUUUGAUUCCAUUAUACAAGAAAAGUUAGCAUUGAAAGGAAGUUUAGAAAUUAUUUGAUCUAAUCUUAUUUCAUAGAUUGGGGAACAACUGAUCUAAUCUUGUGUGUUGGUUUUUGGAUUCUGUGUCUGCUAUUUUGAGUACAUUCAUUUGAUUAUCAUUCCAUUACGGAAAAGUAUUUGGACAUGUUAACUCACAUGUAUACUUAGAACUGUGAAUAGAAUUCAUCUUUUAACUCAUUUUAUGUUUUGUAAACAUUUUUAAAUAGUUGUGUGAACCUAUUUGUCUUAAAUGUUGACUAAUGCUUUCUCUGGGUUUUAAAUAAUGAGUGGAAUUGGAAAGUAUUCUGUGUUUGCAAAUAUAAAAUUGUGUACAGGUGAAAAUGACAAGUGUGGUGGAGCAAUAAAUAAAGAGCAAUCUUGUACUCUGCUCAGUAUUUAGAAAGUAGAUCUACUUUUCAGUUAUAACAGUGAUUGCAGGACAGAUGUUCUUACCCAAACUUUUUUUUUUUUAACUAGAUAAGAAAGCACACUCAAAGAAAUUAUUAUUUCUAAUGACAAUCUGAAUUCCAGGAAGUCAAAAUUAAAAAAGAAAUGUGUAAUUUAGGAAAAACAGCUUUCUUGUCUGAUACUGAAUAUGAAUGUGUUAAGGAAUAUUUCUGAGACUGAAAAACUUUUCCUCUCUAAUCUAGUCAAUAAGGCAAAAAUGUGGAAACCAUUCCUCUCUAAUCUAAUCAAUAAGGCAAAAAUGUGGAAACCAUUCCACCCCAUAAAUUGGGGGAAUCACUAUUCCAGUUAAUUUUAAGUUCCUAUUCUGUUAAAAGAUGUUUUGGAUAAAAAUCUACAUUCAGAGAAAACAGGUUAAUCUUAGUUGGUUUUUUUUUUCUAUAAAGUACAGAAAGUAUAGUAUUUAACAUUUUAGAAAAGACUGCUGUGAAUUAGAAGGUGUUAUAGAUCAUUGCUUUUAGGAAUAUCCUGAGUGAUCUUUGUGUUUUGAACAUUUUUCAGGAGAUAACAAAUAGAUGUUUUUGACAUGAAGUUUUAAAAAAUUGGACUUAAUUUAAUUUCUUGAUUAGAAGGUGAUUUAAAAAAAAAGAGCCGGUAGAGACUUGCAAUUAUUGGUUUUAAGUAUAUAAGUCGGAUUAUGUUAAAGAAUGUCAGACGGAUUUAGUACAUAAUAUGUUUUAGUACAUAAAUGUUGGAACUUUUUUUCCUUCUGUGAAAUUUCAUAGCUGAGUAUUAUCUUUAUAUAGCAUAUAGCAUUCGUAAGGUUCCAGUAUGCUGUUUCCUCACAUAUUGUGUGUUUUCUCUUAGCGGAUACCCAGAAAUCUUUUCUAUUGCAUCUGACUGUGUAUUUAAAUUCUUUGGAACUGUGGUUCCUGAGGUUAAACAUAGCAUGUCAUUUGGCAAGAGAAAUUUUGUUAGCUCUCUGGCCUCUUCCUCCUCUUCUUAAAGAUAUUUCUGAAAUGUGCUUAGUCUAUUAUUAUGAGGUACCUUAAUACAAAGAGUUUAAUGCAAUCUAUUUUUAUAAACAAGUAGCUUACUAUAGUACAUUUCUAGUUUGAGUUUAACUGCCACAAGAAGAGAAGAGAUCCUCAGUUUUUAUUUAUACCCCCAAAUAGAUGAUUAUAUUAGGUACUUUUAUUUAUUAUUUUUUUAAAUUUUUAAAUUACAGUUGACAUAGAAUAUUAUAUUAGUUUCAGAUGUACAGCCCCCUAAUUAGACAUUCAUGUAACUUACGAAGUAAUCACUAUAAUAAAUCUAGUACCCAUCUGAACACAUACAUGCUUGUUACAAUGUUAUUGACUAUAUUCCCUAUGCUGUAAUUUACAUCCUUGUGACUGUUCUGUAACUAACAAUUUGUACAUUUUAAAUCCCUUCACCUAUUUCACCCAGCUUCCAACCCCCCUUCCCAUCUGGCAACCAUCAAAAUGUUCUCUGUAUCUGUGUAGACUCAAUUUCUAAAAUAAAAUGUUCAUAUA